UGCAUCUUCCGUAGUACGGAACGGUUUUUAACGGUCACCGUCUGAUCGAGAUCGAGGGGUGCAAAGGCAAACAAAACAAGUAAAUAAUAAUAAUUUACGCGCGCAUCCAACAUUGAUUCACCCCAACCCCCGUCGGUUUAUUCAUUUUGAGACUGAACGUUGACGGUUACUUGGAUUAGAAUUUAUUGUACGCGCUAUUCAUGACUGAGUUAGUACUCUAAAAUCGUUAUUUUCAAAAUUAUUGAUAAUGUUUUCGAAGGCAAAGCGAUUUGAACCUAUUGUGCCUGGUAAAAACCAAAUUAAGAAGCAAGAAAAUGAGAAACCUAAAGUUAUUACCAAGCCACCAUUGUCAGCAACCAAAGCUAAACCACUUGCUACACCUAAAGGCCCAUCAGCUAAAACCAACCAUGAUGCACAGUCACAGUGCAGUUCUGUGCAUAGUGUUAAAUCAUUCGCUACACCUAAACCAAUAAAGUCAUCAAUUGCUACAAAACUUCCAACUAGUCUCAAAAAAAGGAGUGAGGUAAAUUUUCCUAAGAACAAAACUGAGACACAUACAGAACUUAUCAAAGCUCAGGAAGUAGAAAUUAGAAACAAAGACCACACUAUAUCUGAAUACACAAAACAAAUUGAAGAAUUCAAAAGUAAAGUUUCACAGUUAGAAAAACAAUUGGAAGAAAUGACCCAAUACAGUUGUAAUAAAUUGGGAAAGCAAUUUUCUCAGAUCACCUUAGAAGAUGGAACUCAGGAACAUGAUUCAGUUGUUGAAAUAAAUGGGAAUUAUACUGUUAAGGAAUUAAAAGAUAAAAUAGACGAUUUGGAGAAGCAAUGUGAAAAAUUGGAGCAAGAAGUCACUGACAAACAAUUAGCAUUGAGGUCUGUUGAAGAAGUUAUUACUAUAAGAGACAGUUUAUGCCAAGAUUUGCAACAGAAAUUGACUAAUGCAGAGACAGAUUUAGAUGAAACUCGCCAAAGACUUGAAAUGGUGAAAGGACACCAUGCCCUCGCGUUGGAAGCUAACGAGAGCAUUAGACGCGAGUAUAAAGUAGAAUUAGAAUCUUUGAAGACAAAACUAGAAGAAGAGAAGCAAGCAAUUAUGAUUAAAAGCAAAACUGACCAGGAAAAUAUUAAAUUAAACUAUAAAAGUGUCAUUGAGGCUAUCAAAAACCAAUUAGUCAAGGAAAAAUAUGAGGCUGUUCAGGAGCUACAACAAGAGCUGAUUAACAAGGACAAUGAAAUUAAAGCUAAGAUCGAGCAGAUAGAUGAGGCUACACGCGAGAAGUUGCGGCUUUGUGAGAUUCAGUUCGAAGAACGCAGCCGUAAUAUCCACGAUCUGUACACUCAGCAGCAGAAGACUAUACAAUAUCUAGAAAACGAAAUUAAGGACCUCAAAUAUAAGAUCACCAUGGCUGAAGAAGAAAAAAUGAUACUUCAAAAAGAACUCAACAACAUAAAAAAUGAUAAUAUUUCUCUAAACAAUGAAAAAUUUGCACUUAUCAAAGAAAGAGAUGACAUCAAAGAGGAGCCUAAAAGAAAACUUAUUGAUUUUGAAAACGAAAUAAAUAAACUGACUGUAGAAGUAGACAAGGCUGUUAAGGAAAAAACGAAAUUUGAAACAUCUCUAUCUGUGACAAGGGAUAUUGUCCAAGUGCUCACAAUGCGUCUGAGAGAAUCUGACAAUGAGCUGGAACAUUUGGAAGACCAAAUACAGACAUUAACAAAUUCGAAGGAGAUUUUAGAAAAUGAGCUUGCCAAUUACAAGUCUACACUAAACAAUACUGCCAUGGAAUGUAAUGAGUAUAAGGAAGCAUUAGUAAACAUCCUUAAAUCAAAGGCAGCUUUAGCCAAGGAACACACUCGUAUCAUGGAGCACAAUGUUUCUCUCAUAGAAAGUUUGCAAAAUGUAGAGAAAGAAGCCUAUCGUGAACUCGGCUCCAUAAAAAACGAAUUGAUAGAAGAUGUAGAACUGUUGAAAAAGGAGUCAAGUUCUCAAAUAUAUUUGCUUCGCGAAGAGGUUGAGAAAAAAAGGAAGUUGUGUGAAUUGGCUACGGAGCAUGCAGGGCAGGCGACUGCGGCGGCGGAGCAGUCGCGCGUUCUCCUAGCCCAAGCCGCAUCGGAGAUCAACCGACUGGAAACUGAAAACCAAUGUCUUCAGAAACAGAUUCAAGAUCAGCAAUCGUUGGUUGUCGAAUUAUCUUUGCUCCGUCAAGAAAACGAGGAACUCACCAUGACAGUGGCAAAGCAGUCUUCAAUAAUUGACAAAAUGAAGAAAGACUCAGAGCAGUAUCAAUACAAACCUAAAUCACCAUCUGUUAUGCGUAAGUCCUGCAAAUUGGGCAAGGAGAACCUGCAAGCCGUUAUAUCUCCUUUGAGGGAGCGUAAUCAUUGAGGCUUUAUCGCAGUAUCUAUUGAGAAUAUCAUGGACGAUUGUUAUGCUAUCAUUAACAUGAAUAUGCAUGUAUUUUAAUUUUGUGGUUGUUAAAUUUUCAUUACCUAAAUCCAUGUUAUGCAUUGUUUACCAAAAAGCUAAUAUUUUUAAUAUUGUCAUUGUUCGAUAAUUUAUUUGAAGUUUCAGUUUUCAUCUGGGUUUGUUUAUU
Trichoplusia ni (cabbage looper) is the source of this 2597-nucleotide messenger RNA. Its product is annotated as citron Rho-interacting kinase-like. NCBI's taxonomy places the organism in Eukaryota, Metazoa, Arthropoda, Insecta, Lepidoptera, Noctuidae. The coding region runs from base 248 to 2389 and encodes 713 amino acids. The transcript is spliced from 6 exons. The record is from RefSeq and is a predicted model, not a curated record.